AUGCAGGAUACAAAUCAUAUCCCACUCUAUGACAAGCAGGAUACAAAUCAUAUCCCACUCUAUUACAAGCAGGAUACAAAUCAUAUCCCACUCUAUUACAAGCAGGAUACAAAUCAUAUCCCGCUCUAUUACAAGCAGGAUACAAAUCAUAUCCCACUCUAUUACAAGCAGGAUACAAAUCAUAUCCCACUCUAUGGCAAGCAGGAUACAAAUCAUAUCCCACUCUAUUACAAGCAGGAUAAAAAUCAUAUCCCACUCUAUUACAAGCAGGAUACAAAUCAUAUCCCACUCUAUUACAAGCAGGAUACAAAUCAUAUCCCACUCUAUUACAAGCAGGAUACAAAUCAUAUCCCACUCUAUGACAAGCAGGAUACAAAUCAUAUCCCACUCUAUUACAAGCAGGAUACAAAUCAUAUCCCACUCUAUUACAAGCAGGAUACAAAUCAUAUCCCACUCUAUUACAAGCAGGAUACAAAUCAUAUCCCACUCUAUUACAAGCAGGAUACAAAUCAUAUCCCACUCUAUGACAAGCAGGAUACAAAUCAUAUCCCACUCUAUUACAAGCAGGAUACAAAUCAUAUCCCACUCUAUGACAAGCAGGAUACAAAUCAUAUCCCACUCUAUUACAAGCAGGAUACAAAUCAUAUCCCACUCUAUUACAAGCAGGAUACAAAUCAUAUCCCACUCUAUUACAAGCAGGAUACAAAUCAUAUCCCACUCUAUUACAAGCAGGAUACAAAUCAUAUCCCACUCUAUGACAAGCAAGAUACAAAUCAUAUCCCACUCUAUGACAAGCCACACAUGCCGCCCGAUGAAGAUCAUAUCCUUCUGUUGGACAAAACGGGUAAAAAACGUAACCCACUUAAUGACGAAUGA
Molecule: messenger RNA, 876 nt
Organism: Lottia gigantea (owl limpet)
Lineage: Eukaryota; Metazoa; Mollusca; Gastropoda; Lottiidae
Exons: 1
Coding region: 1-876 (291 amino acids)
Biological process (GO): attachment of mitotic spindle microtubules to kinetochore
Source: RefSeq, a predicted model, not a curated record